AUGAAUAAUACGCUUAGAGAUCAUGUCCUCGGAGGACGACCCAGUGACCCACUCAGUGCGAGUGGUGUGUUGCACAGAAUCACAUUCGUCGGGACGGUCGAUGACGGCAACUCUGCAGAUCUGAAUGUCAGACUUCUCAGAAGUGAUUUGCUUGACCCCCGGAAGGGCCUGACUCGGAUGGAGCAUUUUAAGCUUCUCAAUAAGCUAGCGGCGGAGUUGGCUCGGCUCACGCAACUUUCCUCCAAUCUUGGAUACCUACAGGAGGCCAUAAGCUACUGCUUGCAAGCCAUUUCCAUCGCAGAUAUUCCAGCACACUGGAAAAGUCUCCCGAUGCGCACCUGGGGCCAUUUGGAGCUGUGGAAAUUUUGCGCUACGGGCCAAGCAGUACAAAUCGAUAACGCAAUUGCGAGGUACUCCCAGGCCCUGCUCGUGACUGCCCAGAGCCCAAAUUUACCAGGUUGUCACGACCGGGCGAUACGGGAGGGAGAAUACCCCACGGCUCAAGACGAAAUAAUCGGAUGGAGGUGGAAAGAGCAAUGCGGAGACACCAAGGCCCUGGACGUGGCCAUCCAGGGAUUUAACGAGGCGACAGGCUUGAAGACAGACCAACAAAGUGACAUCCACAGACCAUCAAUUUUGAUGAACUCAGGUCGUGCGCUUGCGGCUCGCUUCAGAGUGAUGGGCUAUAAGUCUGAUCUCGACAAUGCUAUCGCAGCACUAAGCGCAGCGCAUAAAUCAUACGACAAACACCACCCUCAUUUUCCCUACUGCCUCAGUGCUUUGGCUAGCGCCACCCUUGCACAAUACGAAUUUUCCGGCAAUAUAUGCGACAUUGACGAUGCCGUUUCAAUGCAUCAAGGCGCAGUGGCAAUGCUAGAUCCACUGUCCCAAUCACAUCCCGAGAUGUUGUCCGGCCUUUCAGCUGCAUAUUAUGCCGUCCACCGGUCAAGAGGAACGCUGAGGACCGUGUACCACCUGAAUCGCUCGCUGACAUUGUCUCGUCAAGCACUUGAGCAAGUACCAGCUGCGGACCCACGACGGCUCAUAUUCCUAGGGGAGCUUGCCCACAGGCUCUACUAUCAGUACGAGGAAACCCAGGAGAAUCAUUACUGUGACUCUGCGUUGGCGUACAUCCAACAAGCACGAGCACUCUCUGAGACGCAUCCUCAACUGGCGCCCAUCCUACAAUUAAACGCUCGCAUCUAUGUCCGCAGCGACAAAGUAGACUUGAAGAAAGCAUGCAAAACCCUACAGAAGGCAUCAAAUCUUUCAAGAGCAUGCAUCGGGGAACGGCUCGAGAGUGCCCUACUCUGGGCGGACCAUGCUCGGAAUCUUGUAGAUGCCGACAGAGGGCAUGAUGAGGAUGUUCUUGCGGGUCAUGCUCCAGGCAGCGCCGGAAGCCAUAGCUAUAUCAGUGCCUCGCAUGCAUACGAAACAGCUCUGGACUUGCUGGACGGCUACCUUCAGAUGUACUCGGCGGCAGCAAUACAGACGCAAAUUCUCCUCAUGCGAAAUGACAUCAAGUCUCUUCCGUCACGCGCUGCAUCUCACGCAAUCGAAACCGGAAAUCUUCCUUGCGCCGUGGAGAUUAUGGAGAGGGGGCGUAGAUAUCCUUGGACUAGCUUGGAGUGGAGUGGCACGCCCCUGAGUCAUCUACAAGAAAAGGACCCCGGUUUGGCUCAGGAGUUUCGGGAUGUCAACUCAAGAAUCGAGAGUCUUGCUGUUACCUCAUUAGACGGCAAUGCGCUCACACUUCACGCGCACGUUGCGCCACCAGAUCCAACCGUUGGCAUCUACAAGGACCGAACGAUGGUGCAGAACGAUCUCCUUCUUGAGCGCGAGACCAUACUGGAGAGGAUCAAAUCUAUUCCGGACCUCUCAACCUUCACGACAUGGAAGUCGUUUGAGGUUCUACAUGACGCCGCGAAGGAAGGUCCAGUCAUCAUGACCAACAUCGAUAAAGGCCUCGCCCAUGCUAUCAUAAUCGACAAGAAUGACACAGUACCUCGCCAAGUACCUCUCAGUCAGGCAGGUUCAGACUUCGUCUCGAAAAUCACCUCUGACCUGGAAAAGGCAAGAGAUCAAGGGAGGCAGCAAGAACGUGAUUGCAUACCACUUUCGCUCAAGUCCCAAAAAGGUCGAGACGCGACAGUUGAAAGUUUGCAGUUACUGUGGGAGAGAAUCUGCAAGCCUAUAGUGGAUGAUUUGCACAAGCAUGGGACAAAGGACCACUCCCGAAUUUGGUGGUGCCCAUCGGGUGAACUUGUUGGAAUACCUCUCCAUGCCGCAGGCCCAUACAAAGCUUCCCAGUCCAACCUCCUCGAUAUUUUUGUAUCAUCAUAUACGGAUUCCCUUGGGACCUUAAUAUCUUCCAGGAAUACCUACACACAGAGGUCACAGCGGCUUUCGCUAUUAUGUAUCGGACAGUCACAGGAUCUCAACAGUGUCCAUGAUGAGCUCAAGAGAAUCAGAGCCAUCUUUCCACAUGAUAUCAACAUCGAAGUACUGGAUGGUAAAGAUGCCACACCACAGUCCGUCAUCCGCAGCAUGCCUCAGCAUUCAUGGGUACAUUUUUCAUGCCACGGUUUUCUCAAUGUCAAGAAUCCCUUCGAGACAUAUUUCUACCUCUCAACGCAAAGGUUGGAGAUCCAGGACAUAUUGAAGGAAAAACUGCCGAAUGCGGAGAUGGCAAUGUUGGCGGUAUGUCACGGCGCUGCAGUGGGGCCCGGCUCACCAGACGGAACUAUCAGUUUAGCUACCGCUAUGCAGUUCUCUGGUUUCAAGUCGGUGGUAGGGUCACUCUGGGCUAUGAGCGAUGCAGAUGGACCACAGCUUGCAGAAGGGUUUUACAAAGCCAUGCUCUCCGGAGGGACCGAAAACAUUGAUAUAAGAAAGGCCUCUCGUGCACUUCACGGGGUUGUUAAGCAGAUGAGGGACUCAAAGGGAGAUGGACGUGUCCCUGCUUGGCGCUGGAGCACAUUCAUACACGUCGGUAUAUGA
Molecule: messenger RNA, 3000 nt
Organism: Stereum hirsutum FP-91666 SS1
Lineage: Eukaryota; Fungi; Basidiomycota; Agaricomycetes; Russulales; Stereaceae
Exons: 3
Coding region: 1-3000 (999 amino acids)
Molecular function (GO): protein binding
Source: RefSeq, a predicted model, not a curated record